Vespa mandarinia (Asian giant hornet) is the source of this 1294-nucleotide messenger RNA. RefSeq names its product protein RER1. NCBI's taxonomy places the organism in Eukaryota, Metazoa, Arthropoda, Insecta, Hymenoptera, Vespidae. Gene Ontology annotation, cellular component: Golgi membrane. The record is from RefSeq and is a predicted model, not a curated record. Gene Ontology annotation, biological process: protein retention in ER lumen; retrograde vesicle-mediated transport, Golgi to endoplasmic reticulum.
ACCACGGCAUAUCUACAACCUUGAGUUUCUAUUGACAUUUUAAUUACACGUCGAUUUAUAAUCUUGCUUAAGUCAUCGACGUAUUUUUUUGCUGAUGAAAAAUCAAGAUAAUCGGUUUAUAUUUGUAUUUAAAUAAUUUUGAUAUAUUUAAGAUUGUAUAAUGGUAUUUUAUAUAGUUAUUUUAGCAUAAAUGACUAAUAGAUAUCAGCAUUAAUCGUUUUUGAAUAUAUGCAGCAACUGUUGUGUAGUCAACAAUUUUUUCAUAAAUUGAAGCUAGAGUAUAAUAGAAGUUAAAUUUAUACUUUAGAAAAGUAAAAUGAUGCAAGAUGAGGAUCUCGGUGGUCCAGCCAGACGGAAUGUUUUUGUCCAAACAAUAUCAAGAAUAUCACAGGUUCAUCAACGAUGUUUAGAUUUGUGGACUCCACAUGUAACAUCAAGAUGGAUAUUUGCUUUUUUGCUAUUAACUGUUUUUGUUCUACGCAUAUUCCUUUCUCAGGGAUGGUAUAUUGUAACAUAUGCAUUAGGAAUUUAUCAUUUGAAUUUAUUCAUAGCAUUCCUUACACCGAAGAUCGAUCCUGCAAUGGAUUUGGAUGAUAUUGAUGGACCAGAGUUACCUACAAGAGCCAAUGAAGAAUUUAGGCCAUUUAUAAGAAGAUUGCCUGAAUUUAAAUUUUGGUACUCUGUGACAAAAUCUACAGUUAUUGCUAUGAUAUGUACUUUCUUUGAUUUCUUUAAUAUACCAGUAUUUUGGCCGAUAUUAGUUAUGUAUUUCAUAACAUUGCUCUGUAUUACAAUGAAACGUCAAAUUAAGCAUAUGAUCAAGUACAGAUAUUUGCCUUUUACUCAUGGAAAACCAAAGUAUCAAAAUCAUGAGAAUACUUCAAGGUUAAUACCACCAAACUGAAUAGAUAAAAAAGUGCUUGUUCAAGCAAGCAUAUAAGUGUAGAUUUCAACUUUCCAAAUAUCGGAUGGAAAAAGAAGUGAAAUUCGACUAUGGAACAUUUUUUUUCUAUGACGCUACGUAUGAAUAAGUUCGUUUCUUUCUACAAGGAAAGAAUUAUUCUGCACAAGCGUUAUUCCAAAAUAUCAUGUUAUACGAUAUAUAAAUUGAAUCACAUCAUAAUAUAUGUGUAUCAUAAAACUUGUACAAAGUAUUGUUAGGUCUUACAUAAAUGUGGACACAGUAACAAUAUGAACAAUAUACAACUAUUAAUGUAAUAUUAAAUUAUCACUGAAUGUAAAAAUUAAUUCAUAUUCAUAGAAUUUGCAAUAUAGUCUCAGAUCCGUUUCUUAA